AUGUCGGAGCCGUACGAAGAGAGCGUGGUGGAGGGCGAGGCGUCGGAGAGCGAGUCCGCAGCAGCAGCAGCAGCAGCAGCAGCAGCAGAGUCGAGUUCCGACUCGGCGGAAUCCCCCGCCGCGGCGGAAGACCCCGCAGCAGCAGCAGCAGCAGCAGCAGCAGCAGAGGAGCUGGGGGCCCUCGGGGGGCCCCUCGGGGGGCCCCCCGGCGCGGGGCCCCAGGCCGUGACCCUGGGGGAGGCCCCCGAACUCGGAGAAGUCGCUGAAGUUGUGGUUUUAGGGACAAGUUUGAGUUCUAUAAAGCGGCAGUUCUUCAGCAGCAAAAGAGUGCAGCACUUCCUCGACUGCAAGGGCAUUGUUUACUUCCUCAUCGACUGCAACAGGGACACUUCCGCAGCCAUGAAUCUGAAGGACAUCGAGCUGUUUAAGGAAUGGAAGGCUCAGGGCAUUCUCCGCACAGUAGAAAACCCAAAUAGCGAAACGGGGGAGCCCGAAGUGGAGCUGCCCCAAGUGCUGGUCGACGGCGUCGUCUUGGGCGGAGAGCAUGAGCUGCAGGAGUUGGAGGAAGACGGGGACUUGGGUAAACCCUAA
Eimeria necatrix is the source of this 591-nucleotide messenger RNA. RefSeq names its product Cgd7_4360 protein, related. The record is from RefSeq and is a predicted model, not a curated record. The coding region runs from base 1 to 591 and encodes 196 amino acids. Lineage: Eukaryota; Apicomplexa; Conoidasida; Eucoccidiorida; Eimeriidae. The transcript has 3 exons.